Penicillium daleae is the source of this 1119-nucleotide messenger RNA. RefSeq names its product GTP-binding protein. The record is from RefSeq and is a predicted model, not a curated record. Gene Ontology annotation, cellular component: cytoplasm. Lineage: Eukaryota; Fungi; Ascomycota; Eurotiomycetes; Eurotiales; Aspergillaceae. Bases 1 to 1119 code for a protein of 372 amino acids. The transcript has a single exon.
AUGGCGCCCAUCCCAAUCACAAUCGUUACCGGCUUCCUGGGCUCCGGCAAAACCACCCUCCUCCUCAACCUAAUCCCCCAACUCCCACGCACCUACCGACUCGCCCUCCUGAAAAACGAAUUCGGCGACGUCGCCGUCGACUCCCAACUCGCCUCGACAAGCUCCAUCUCUGGCGUCCGCGAACUCCUCAACGGCUGCAUCUGCUGCAACCUGGUCGGUCAACUCAGCGAUGCGCUGGAGCAACUGCGCACGAGCGUGUCGCCGGAUCGCAUCGUCAUCGAGACGUCCGGGAGUGCGUUCCCGGCGACGCUGGCGAUGGAGGUGAAUCGGUUGGCGAGGGAGAGUCAGAAUGAUGAAGGGGGUGCUGGCAGGUUUGUGCUGGAUGGGGUGAUUAGCGUGAUUGAUGUGGAGAAUUGGGCGGGGUAUGAGGAUACGAGUUAUACGGCGAAGUUGCAGGCGCGGUAUACGGAUUUGAUUGUUUUUAAUAAGUGGGAGGGGGUUGGGGAGAGGAGGUUUGAUGAGUGUCUGGAUCGGGUGGGUGAUUUGGAGGUUGAUACGGCUUGGGUGAAGUCGGAUCGCGGGGUUGUGGAUAAGGAUAUUUUGUUGGGGAUUGAUGGGGCGUUGUUUGCGAAGGAGGAGGGGUUGGUCGAGGGUGAAGAUGGACAUGGCCAUGAGAAUGGACAUGCGCAUAAACAUGAUCAUCAGUCUGAGGUCGAGGUUUUGUCCGUCCAGUUGAAGAGUGCGCCCGGUCAGACGGUGGAUGUCGAGGCCUUGGAGCGUCUACUGCAGUCCACGCCCAGGGAAGAAGUGUACCGCAUCAAGGGUAUUAUUCGCUGCUCGGCUGCGACGCCGCCCGUCGAGUCCUCGGAUGACAUGGACUCGAGGAGGAAGGGUGAUGCCUUGGAGACGAGGUACUAUAUCCUCAACUGGGCGUUCGGUCGAUGGACAUGUACCCCGUCAACGGUGGUUGCGGAGUCAGCGGAUGAAUCUGUGGCCGCGCGAUUGACCCUCAUUCUGGCCCGGUACGAGUCGGGCAAGUGGAAGAAGAAGCUGGAGGCUGGUGGUUUCGUGCAGGUUGCCGGUGGAGAGACUGAGUUGACUGUGGACCGAUUGGUUUGA